Molecule: messenger RNA, 1415 nt
Organism: Trichophyton rubrum CBS 118892
Lineage: Eukaryota; Fungi; Ascomycota; Eurotiomycetes; Onygenales; Arthrodermataceae
Exons: 1
Coding region: 445-990 (181 amino acids)
Source: RefSeq, a predicted model, not a curated record
AGCUCACGGCCCGUUCCUCGGCUCCUCGAAAUUUGGGUCUAUCGAGAUUCGUUUUGUCUCAGUAUAAGCUUGCCUGGCUGAUGAUUGCGCACAGGGAUACGUCGAUAACUUGUGGACAUAUUGUAUAUAUGUGUGUAUAUCGGCAGGGCGCAGUCUAAGACGCCUCUCUUUCCCCUCUAUUCAUCCUCUUCCUAUUAUCUUCCACUGUGAGAUAUUAGAUGAUGGAGCUGGGGAGGAGGACUGAGAAUACGAGAGCGAAAGAAGGCCGCUCUGAGUAAGCUGAGGAAUGCUGAUCGACAAAGAAGGCAUAAAAAAGGUAUCGGGCAGACAUAUUCUCGUUCGCUAGAGUUACUCGUCUCAUCAAGAACACCCAAUAAUACCUACUUCCAUACAUCCGUUCAAAAGGAAAGCAGCGCCUGACGCUAAAGAGCAGGAGUAGUUGAGAUGGACAAGCUAUUCCCACAUUCAGAGUACCCCGAGGACCAAGAGCACUCCAAAACGAUCUUAACUAUCCACGUCCUCCGCAGCGGCCUGGCUGCUGGCUCAAUCCUCUCCGUCCUAUCGGGAACAUUGACAACACUCUACAAAGAACCAUCUGCCCUCCUCUCGUCCCGGCAUGCCAAUCGACUCCUCAUCCACGCCAGUCGCGGAAGUAUAGCUGGCUUCCUGAUCUCCGGCGUGAUGCUCACGACAACGAUGUGGGGGAAAGAAGACAUCGAGUGGCAGGACAGAGCCUGGCUUUUGCUGGGGAGUGAAGGACAGUGUGAAUUCGACAAGUGGCUUGCCGCCGGAGGAGUGCUCGGAGGCCUGGGGGCGAUGGCACUUGGGAAGGGCAGAACCGCCGCCAGCGCAGCAACAGCUAUCAAUAAGAAACCUGCCAUCGUUGUGAAGCCGCUAGAGGCUAUAACGGGCGGUAUAAGCCUGGGAACAGCAUCGGGGGCGGCUGGUUGCAUUGCAUGGAGAAUAGGGGUUCAUGGGUCAUUCUUUUAACCUAGUUAUCCUCGUUCAUAAACCCUUAACUAAUAAUAAUACUUACUCCGUACAUAUAUCACCGCUUCUACCUCUCUCUCUUUCCAGGGCUUCUACGGGGUUUACAUAUCCGAUAAUUAAUCUAUAUGUAUCACACCAAUUGUUCUAGUCUUAGCUAUAUUUGCGUCCGUCCGUAGUUUUCCGCCCUAGGGGAGCUGUAGGAUGCUAGCAUACAUGGACAUGGACAUGGUCCUAUGUAGCUCUGGAAUAGUUAUGAAUCAAUCUAGGUUAACUAUCAAUAUUACUGAUGGCUCACCUUUAAAGCCAUGGCUUCUAUGGAGUACUGAGCACAACUUUAACACGGACCAAGAGAGCCUCGGUGACCUCAUGGGUAGCUAGGUAUGUUUUGCAUUAUUGAACCCCGAAAAUAAAUAAAUGAGCUACCU